AUGGAUGAUAUUAACAGGAAUACGUUUGAGCGACUGAUCAAGGAUGAUCGAGCCAAUCGAGACAGCACGAAGUGGCAGGGAACAUUGAUCGAUUACCUUGAAAAAGUCCGGGAGAACCCGGGCAUGACCCGGCUGUCACACAAUCGUCUGUACAACAUGAUGACCGCCCAGGGCAUGUCGGAGAUCACCGAAUCCGAUGAUCCGCGGGUCAAGCGGCUGUACAAAGAUGAGCCGAUCAAGGUCUAUAACUUCUUCAAAGAUGAAUUUUUUGGCAUUGAGCGAACAGCCUCACAAAUAGUUCGCUAUUUUCAUUCGGCGUCGCUCAAAGGCGAAGAGAGCCGCCAAGUGCUAUAUCUGAUGGGGCCAGUCGGAUCGGGCAAAAGCUCACUCGUUGAAAAACUCCAGCGGGGUUUGGAAGAAGCUGAGCCGAUUUAUGCCAUUGCAGACUGCCCAAUGUUUGAGGAGCCGCUACACCUUAUUCCGCGCCAUUUACGCAAAGAAUUCGAGAAGAUGUUGGAAGUGCAGAUCGAGGGAGAUUUGUGCCCCAUUUGCCGUCAUCGACUCAAGGAAGAGUUGGCGCACGCUAUGAAGAAUUCCCCAUCGUCAAAGUGGAAUUUUCCAAGCGUAAUCGGCGGGGCGUUGGCGUUGUCCCGCCGGUUGAUCCCAAUAACCAAGAUACGUCUGUAUUGA
This is a messenger RNA of Geodia barretti, 690 nucleotides long. The record is from the annotation of a GenBank genome assembly. NCBI's taxonomy places the organism in Eukaryota, Metazoa, Porifera, Demospongiae, Tetractinellida, Geodiidae.